AUGACCCGAGGCCCGAGCGCCUCCGGCUCCGGCGGCGGCCACUCAUCAUCACAGUCCGGGGGUGGGGGCCACAUCAGCAAGUUCUUCCGAGGCGCCUUCCGGAGCAGCAGCAGCAGCAGCAGCAGCAACAGCAGCAGCAGCAGCAGCAGCAGCAGCAGCAGCGGCGGCGGCGGAGGCAGCUCCUCCACCCCGGCGAAGGGAUCCUUCAUGGUGCACAUCACCCCGGACCCCAGUCCCAACGGGCACGGGUCCGCAAGUAGCCCGGGCAAACUCCGACGCCCGGCGGCCCUCGGUUUGACCGUGGACACGGAGCCCCCGGCGGCCGGCGGCAGUCGUUUCAGCCUGGGGUCCGAGCAGCGCCGGAGCCCGCUGGCCCCGCUGGCGGCCGCCGCCAGUGGCGAGGGCAUUCGCACCCCGGUGUCGGCCGGGCCCCCGGCCGAGCCGGCCAUCAGCGAGGACCGGGUGGAGGAGAUGCUGGCCGGCGGGCCGCUCUCCGCCUCGAGCGUCAGCCAGCGGGUCCUGGCCCCGAGCGAGCGCCGGUCCCUUGAGCGCCAAGCCCGGCGCCUGCAGCGCAGCAUGCAGGCCGACCCCGAGGGCCGGGUCGACCCGCUGCCGGGACCCGACUCGGUCCCGGACCUGACCUCGACCCCGACAUCGGAGCAUCUGCCGGCCAGGCCGGGCCCGGCCGCAGCCGCCGGCAUCCCCCCCGAGGGCGCGAGUCCGGCUCCCGAGCCCUCGACCGGCACGCCGGCCGGCGCCGGCACCGCCGCCACCACCGCCCCCGAUGGCCCGGCCAUGUCGGCCGCGGCCGGCCAAGCCUGCGGGUCCUUCAAUGUGGAGGCCAGCAGCACGGCCGAAGACCUGGCCCUCGGCCCGGCCACCGGCCCAGCCGGGCCCCCGAACAUGGCGCCAUCCUCGUCGCCGGGCGACGGUAGCGCGUGCCGGCCGGCCGCGGCCGAGGUCGGCACUCCGGCCCCGCCGGCCGCCGUCGUGGUGGUCGAGCUGCCGAUGGGGCCGCGCCGGCCGGAUGCCGGGGCCGAUGGGCCCGGCGGCGGCCCCUCCAGCGUGGUGUUCACCGCUCGCGGGGCCCCUUUCGUGGCGGCGGAACCCACGGCCGGAGGAGCGGGCCCGGGCCUGCGGCCGGCGUCCGGCAGCCUCCCGGCGGUCCCGCACGGGCCGGGCCACGACCAGUCCGGCCGCGGGGCCCAUGAAACCGCGGGCUCGGUGUCGGCUCCCACCUCGCCGGGGCUGGCACCGGCCGCCGGUGACACGGCCCCCAGCCCCGGGGCCGUGGCGGCGCCGCCGCCAUCCAAGCCGGACCCCGGGAUGGGGCUCGGCCGCGUGCCGGCCGCCCACGAAUCGGACUCCCUCAUGACACUGGCCAUGGUCGCCAUGCGCUUCCUCACCCAGAGCCUGCUGGCCAUGGAGGGAAGCCUGGAGUCGGCCCGGUCCAAUGUCGAGCGGGCCCUCGGCACGACGCUCGUCCGCCAGUGCGACGGCAGCAGCAGCAGCAGCAGCAGCAGCAGCGGCGGCAGCAGCGACGUCAGCGCCGAGGCCGACCUGCUGGACACCGCGUGCAAGGUGAACACCGCCUUCGUGGCCGGGCUGGACCAUUUCCACCGUGCGCGCCAAGUCUUGGACAUCUUCAGCCAGGUGCGCCGGCAGCUGCUACUCGGGGCGCUGACCCCGCCGGCGGCGGCCCGGUCCAACGGCGUGCCGGCCACCCCUGACGACGGGGGCCCCGGGCUGCCGGCGAUCAGCCCCCUGCUGCCGAGCCCGGCCGCGGACAUGGUGCCCGGCUCGCCGGCGGCGGCCGCCUCGCCCUCGGCCAACGGCCGACAGACCCCGGUGUCGCCGAUGGUGUCGCAGUCGCUGGCCGCCAGCGGCAUCCUCUUCGGGUGCCUGAGCCGCGAGGCGGUGGUCGCCCUGCGGGCGGUCUUCAAGUCCACCGAGCAGUCGCUCGGCUCGCUGGAGGGCAGCAUGGCCGAGCUGGCGCGCCUGGUGUCGUAUGUGGCCCGCGCGGUGGAGUCCCACAGCCGCGUGGUGGACAAGCAACGCAAGGACCGCGAGAUGUGGGAACGCCGGCAGGCACGUCGGGCCCUGCGCCGGGCCGGCGCCUCGGCCGGCGCCCCGGCCGGCCUCCGUCUGCUGGAUGUGUCUUCGGACGAUGCCAGCAGCGACUCCGGGUCCUCCUCCGAUGCGGACCAUGUGCCGGGCCCCUCGGCCGAGCACCGGCCCGGCGCCGGGGUCCGGCCGCUGACCCUUGGCGACAUGCGCUCCGUGCUGGACUCUGACAGCCACCCGAGCCAUGACGCCCAGCAUGAGGUCGAUGAUGACCGCCGCCAGGGCCGCCGCCCCCCCCGCCCGGAUCUCCUCGCCCAUGGGGCGGCUGCCCUGGAGGAGGAGGAGGAGGAGGGUGGGCAGCAGCGGCAUCAGCAGCAGCAACAAGGGGAGGCCGACCAGGAGGAGAACGACGACGAGGAGGACGACGACCUGGCCCGGCUCAGCCCCACGGGCACCGACCCCGCCAACAGCAACCAGUGGCGGCCCCGGUCCGAGCACUGGCAGGAGACCCAGCAAUCGGUGGAGCGCCUGCGCCAGUACGGCCAGCGCUUCGUGGUCCAGCUGUAUGCCGUGCGUGACCAGGCCAGUCGCCUGCGCAUGGUCGACGUCGAGGGCAAGCUGGCCCCCCGGUGGGAGCGCGUCCUGCGGACGGCCAUCCACCAAUCCGGCCCGGACACCGUGCCGGCCAUCGGCCGGGCACUGCUGGGCCUGGAAAAUGUCAUCCGCGACCGACUGGGCAUGUAUGCCGCGCGGUCGCGCGCCGCUCGCGACCUCCUCUGCCGCAUUGACCAGCACGAGAUGGAAGUCCGCCGGCGGGCGCGUCCGGCCGAAGCGCUGCCCUCUCCUGCCUCGGUCCCGGCGGCGGCGGCGGCGGCCGCCUCCGGCACAGUCUGA
Messenger RNA from Fonticula alba, 2958 nucleotides. RefSeq lists its product as hypothetical. The record is from RefSeq and is a predicted model, not a curated record. The coding region runs from base 1 to 2958 and encodes 985 amino acids. The transcript has a single exon. NCBI's taxonomy places the organism in Eukaryota, Rotosphaerida, Fonticulaceae.